This is a messenger RNA of Necator americanus (New World hookworm), 531 nucleotides long. RefSeq lists its product as uncharacterized. Bases 1 to 531 code for a protein of 176 amino acids. The record is from RefSeq and is a predicted model, not a curated record. The transcript has 3 exons. Lineage: Eukaryota; Metazoa; Nematoda; Chromadorea; Rhabditida; Ancylostomatidae.
AUGUUGACGUCAGCACUAACUACCUUAACAGCACUUAGCACUGCGAUUCUCGCAGCUCCUAUCGCAGAACGUUCAUUCGUGGAACAACCGGACGGUAUGAGCAACGGCACAAUGUAUUCGAUUAGUGAUUUCUCACCGAAAGUAUUCGUAAGAACGGAUGAAUUCGAGCUGAACUUCAAAUCAUGUAUAGAAUUCAACUAUAAAUUGCUUAAGAAUAAAGUUCGUCUUCGCGCCUACACUUGUCUCCUGUCUGAGGGAGGUUUCUGCACAUUAGAUAAAUAUUCCUAUCCGAAGGAUAACGAAGGAUGUGCAUACCUACGACCUUGGCUGUAUCCAUUUGACAGAUAUUCGUUCUACUUCGUAUUAGAACGUCGUCAACGAAAAUACAAUGAUCCGAAGAAACGUGGACGUCGAGUCUCAAGGAAGACCGGUCGAUUAUCGGCGACACCAUUCGGUCAUUUACAACUGAUCGGUGUGGUCCCAUGUGAAGAGGUUUGUGGGAAGAAGAACAAGGAGAAUCGUACCGGUUAG